This is a messenger RNA of Salarias fasciatus (jewelled blenny), 1311 nucleotides long. Its product is annotated as interferon regulatory factor 1-like. Lineage: Eukaryota; Metazoa; Chordata; Actinopteri; Blenniiformes; Blenniidae. The coding region runs from base 10 to 795 and encodes 261 amino acids. Gene Ontology annotation, cellular component: nucleus. Gene Ontology annotation, biological process: immune system process; regulation of transcription by RNA polymerase II. The record is from RefSeq and is a predicted model, not a curated record. Gene Ontology annotation, molecular function: RNA polymerase II cis-regulatory region sequence-specific DNA binding; DNA-binding transcription factor activity, RNA polymerase II-specific. The transcript is spliced from 7 exons.
GAGUCCAGCAUGCAGCAACCAGGCAGGCUGAGGCUGAGACCAUGGCUGGAGGAGCAGAUCGGGUCCGGGAAGUAUCCAGGAGUCAGCUGGCUGGAUAAGUCUGCACUGAUCUUUCAAAUCCCGUGGAAACAUGCCGCCCGUCAUGGAUGGAGCAUUGACAGAGAUGCCACUCUUUUCAGGAGCUGGGCCUUGCACACAGGACGGUACCAUCCAGGCAAAGACAAACCAGACCCCAAAACAUGGAAGGCAAAUUUUCGCUGUGCCUUGAACUCUCUGUCUGAUAUCUGUGAGCUGCGUGAGUACAGCAGGAAGAGAGGCAGCAAUGCCUACAGAGUCUACAGGAUGCUUCCCAUUUCACAAACACAGAGGCGCCGGAGAGGCCUGUUCAGCAGAGCAAAGGAGAUACAGACCACUUCAGGAGCGUGCACACGAGACGACGCAUACACCACUUGGCAAUCCCCAGCAGCGAGGUCUGUUUCCGACAUGAUGCAGCCGGCAGACACGGCUGCUGAAGACACGAUCAAUAACACUCAGGCCCAUGGACUGUGGGAAACCAAACCAGAGGACAAGGAGCAGAACGAGGCUGUCUUCAAGCUGAUGGACCACCUGAGCAGCACUGACCUCUGGAACCAGACAGGGGAGCAGCGGGGGUGGAGGACACACACCCUGUGGGACCACUGGCACUGUGCUGCUGAGGACAACCUGUGCUUUCUGCACUCUGAAAAUUACACCGAUCUGUUUGGAGCAAGCUACAUCAAAGAGUUCUCCGACGGCGCGGCUCAUCAGCAGCACUGACGCCAUCAGCCUUGGCGUCCCGGAUUGUGUUUGCCACACAGAAAAAGCUGCUGGUCCUUCAGGCCUCCGCUCUUGCACUGUCCUCCCCCCAACCACGCCGCUUUUUUUUUUCCUGCUGAACUCACAGAUGGAGGAUAUUGCCCUGUCAGUCACUCGGCCGUCCCGCUGAUGAAGAUCCUGUUCCAAGCCAAGCUUCACCCCUGUCAUCCUCACUACGGUUCAGUGACUCAAACCUACUGGAAUAACAGCAAGCUCUGCAGCGCAGCGUUUUACAGUAAACAGAUCUCAUUUCACGGUCACGCGCUUCUUCUGUUUCUUUGGAUGUUUGGCCGAAACAUGCAGAGUCUGAGGCAGACGGUGCAGCCUGGAAGUACAAGAGAUGCAGUCUUGUGAAUUUUGCAUUUAAUGACAAGUUUGUGGCAUGCGAAGCAUUUUAGUGACCAACCUUUCUGUGUAUGAUCAACCCACACUUGUAACUUCAUGUUAAUUUUUUUUUUCUCCAAUCAUUUCAAAUUU